GCGUCGCUUCUCCCCCACCGAAAAAAUAUAUAAGCCGCGGUUGCUCGAAAAUCCUCCGUAGUCAUUAAACGCGACCCGUGUCCUAAGAACAGGAGACACUCAUACAAAACUUUGCUUUUUUGUUGUUGUUGUUGUUAUUCUUGUUAUUGUAAAAGUUAAAUAUUUUCGAGAAAUCAACAUGAACAAACCUACGUUGUAUUCGAAAUACCACGGUCUGCAGACGACUGACGCCAAUUAUGUAUUGGACAAUUAUAUAAGAUUGAUUAAAUGGAAGGGCCAGGAUAAUGCCCUUGACGUUGGUUGUGGAUCGGGACAAGUCACCACCAAUAUACUGCUGCCAUUGCUUCCUCAAGAUUUUAAGAAACUCGUCGGUUUAGAUAUUUCGCCGGAGAUGGUAAAGCACGCAAAGAGCCAGAACGAAAACCCCAAAGUGGAUUUCAUCGCGUCCGACAUAUCAUCAAUAGACAUCAAAAACGAUAUAUGUGAGGAGUUCGAUCAUAUCUUCUCAUUUUACUGUUUGCACUGGGUCCAAAAUCAACGGCAAACCAUAAAGAAUAUGUAUAAUUUGCUGAAGCCCGGUGGCGAUGUUUUGCUCACAUUCCUCGCGAACAAUCCGAUUUUCCAUAUAUACGAAGUUAUGGCUAAAAACCCAAAAUGGAGCCAUUACAUGAAGAACUACGAGCUUUUCAUAUCGCCAUACCAGCACUGCGAGGAUCCCGAAAAAGUCUUCGAAACUAUGCUCAUCGAAGAAGGUUUUUCGGUUCAUCAAUGUAAAGUCGUCGAGAGGAAUUACACUUUCCCAGAUAUGAAUGUCUUGAAAAAAUCUGUUAUCGCGGUGAAUCCAUUUAUCAACAACAUUCCUGAAAACAUGAAAAAUGAUUACAUAGACGACUACAUGAAGGAAGCUCAAAAUUUGAAAUACACGCAUAAUGACGAUAAUAAGGAUCUAGCACUCAAGGUACCUUACAAUUUGUUUAUAAUAAUCGCUAGUAAGAGCUCCUAAAGUGUAACAUCAAUUUAUUUAUAUAUAGCAAAUUGUUAU
Molecule: messenger RNA, 1042 nt
Organism: Nicrophorus vespilloides
Lineage: Eukaryota; Metazoa; Arthropoda; Insecta; Coleoptera; Silphidae
Product: juvenile hormone acid O-methyltransferase-like
Exons: 3
Coding region: 179-1003 (274 amino acids)
Molecular function (GO): S-adenosylmethionine-dependent methyltransferase activity
Source: RefSeq, a predicted model, not a curated record